Mercurialis annua (annual mercury) is the source of this 2387-nucleotide messenger RNA. RefSeq names its product probable glycosyltransferase At3g07620. The transcript is spliced from 5 exons. NCBI's taxonomy places the organism in Eukaryota, Viridiplantae, Streptophyta, Magnoliopsida, Malpighiales, Euphorbiaceae. Gene Ontology annotation, molecular function: glycosyltransferase activity. The record is from RefSeq and is a predicted model, not a curated record. Bases 261 to 2249 code for a protein of 662 amino acids.
UUUUUUUUUCUUAAAGCAUUGUUCUUAUGGUAGGUCUUAAUUUUUCUUCUUUAUAUGGCAGAAGCAAUUAAUUGUUAAUUUGAAAAUAGAAGAGAAAGCAAAACCAGAGGUUAUUGCUCACUUUUGUAAGCUAAAGCUCUCAACUUUUGACAUUUUCUGCAAGUUUUCUCAGGUUAUUGCGGUAUCCAAGAAGGACAAUUAAGUCAUUUUCAAUUAUGAUUGGGUGACUUCUGUUUGUAGUUCUUGGUUUUAGUUUAGGCAUGGAGUUCAGAUUUCACUUAUGCCAAAUUGAAACCAGAAGAUGGCUUCUGGUAGUAGGAGCUGUGGCUAUUACUCAUGUACUCUUUCAGUUUCUAUUGCUUCCCUAUGGAAAUGCUCUUAGGUCAUUAUUGCCGAAUAGUAAUGAUCCGUUUUAUGAUAAAAGUAGCUCCCGAGUUGUACUAACUUCCGCUAAAUCGGUAAUGGUACGGAAUCCUCUCACUAUUGAUGCUUCGAGUUUGAGUAAUGGUUCUGCAGCUGAUGUUAGUUUGAUUGUUAAAGAUGAUAUUGUUUCUGGUGGUAGCGGUGAUGGUAGUGGAUUGAAGAGAAAUACUGGAGAGGCGGAGAAUGAUUUUGUGUUGGAUGAUGAAGAUGUCGAGAAUCCUAUUGAGCUUGUUGUGGAUAAUGUGGGAGACGUUGACGGUUUUGUGUCUGAUGAAGAGGAUUUGGAUAACCCUAUUGAGCUUGUUGUGGAUGGGGUUGUGGAUAAUGAUUUCCUAAAGAGCAAUGGGAUCGAAAGUAAUUCUAGCAUUGAAUUGGCUAGUGAAACCGAAAGUCGCAUUCAUCUUGAUCAAAGUUUGAAAUCAAAGGAUGACAUGUUGGGUGGCAGUAUCCUAAAUGGUGACACAAAUCUGAUUCAUAAAGUGUUAGGGCAUGCAAAUAUUAGUUUGAAAUCACCAACUGCACAAUUCCGCUUGAAAAAUGCUUCCGCAGCUUCAAAAACUGACUCUGCAAAACCUGGCAAAAAAAAGAUGAAGUGUGAGAUGCCUCCAAAAUCAAUAACAUCCAUACAUGAGAUGAACCAGAUACUAGCGCGACAUCGCCGGUCUUCACGUGCAAUGAGACCAAGAUGGUCGUCUCCACGUGAUCGUGAGAUUCUAGAUGCAAGGACCCAGAUUGAAAAUGCUCCUGUUGUAGUAAAUGAUCGAGAUCUUUAUGCUCCUCUAUUUCGAAAUGUUUCCAAGUUUAAAAGGAGUUACGAACUUAUGCAGCGGAUACUUAAGGUCUAUAUUUAUAAGGAUGGCAAGAAACCCAUCUUUCACCUACCGAUAAUGAAAGGAUUGUAUGCCUCAGAGGGAUGGUUUAUGAAAUUGAUGCAGGGAGACAAACAUUUUACGGUAAAAGAUCCUCGAAGGGCUCACUUGUUUUACAUGCCAUUCAGUUCGAGGAUGCUGGAGUACACCCUUUAUGUGCGAAACUCUCAUAAUAGGACAAAUCUACGCCAAUAUUUGAAGGAAUACUCGGAGAAAAUUGCAGCUAAAUAUCCUUUCUGGAACAGAACUGAUGGAGCAGAUCAUUUUCUUGUAGCUUGCCAUGAUUGGGCUCCAUAUGAAACAAGGCACCAUAUGGAACAUUGCAUAAAAUCCCUCUGCAAUGCCGAUGUAACUGCGGGCUUCAAAAUAGGGAGAGAUGUAUCGCUUCCCGAAACCUACGUCCGAUCAGCCAGAAACCCUCUGAGAGACCUCGGGGGAAAACCACCUUCUCAGAGGCACAUUCUUGCCUUCUAUGCUGGUAGUAUGCACGGUUAUCUGAGACCGAUCUUGCUGAAUUACUGGAAAGACAAAGACCCUUCGGUCAAAAUAUUCGGUCCUAUGCCUCCUGGUGUUGCUAGCAAAAUGAACUACAUUCAACACAUGAAGAGCAGCAAGUACUGUGUCUGCCCCAAGGGCUACGAGGUCAACAGUCCGAGGGUCGUCGAAGCCAUCUUUUACGAAUGUGUGCCUGUAAUUAUAUCAGACAAUUUUGUGCCGCCAUUUUUCGAUGUCUUGGAUUGGGGAGCGUUUUCAUUAAUCCUUGCGGAGAAGGAUAUUCCGAACCUAAAAGAAAUAUUGCUUUCGAUACCGGAAGAGAAAUAUCUCGAAAUGCAGCUUCGAGUGAGGAAGGUUCAGCGACAUUUUCUGUGGCAUAAUCCUCCGAUGAAGUAUGAUCUGUUUUACAUGACUCUUCAUUCUAUCUGGUACAAUAGAGUGUAUCAGAUAAAACCAAGAUAAGAAUGGCAGUGACCUUGCGUUGCUAAAUUUGAGAAAUAAUGUUUAUAUCAUGUUAGUGUCGGUUACUCUGUAUGUAUAUAAUUUAUUAACUGUUUUCCUCUUGUACAGAGAAUUUUGAAAUUGGAGGUUCAUUUGGUA